AACAAUAGUGGAGUAAAUUAGAUUCUCUCACUGCUGGUAGAGGGCGAUCUUGUCGUGUGGCAGUUAGGACGAAGGAACACACGAGAACACACGGAUUAGAGCUGUGGCGAGCGACUUCAGCAUGUUGACUAUAGCAUUGGUGCUCCUACUUUUAAGUAAAGAAUCCUUAAGUCUGAAGUUCUUAAAGUUAGGAGUUCCGGGAGCCGUACAGAACGGCGAUCCUAUAUGGUUACAUUGUGAUUUUGAUUUAGAAGGCGAUCCACUAUAUUCUGUUAAAUGGUAUAAGAAUAACGUCGAAUUCUACAGAUAUCUACCAAGUAAGAAACCGCCGGGUCGUAAAUAUAACUUGCUAGGAGUCUACAUGGACCUAUCGCAGUCCAACGAGAGUUACGUGUACUUGUACAGAACAGAUUUAAAUACGGAAGGAACAUACGCAUGCGAGGUAUCUACAGAAGCACCUUUAUUCAAGACUGUCAAAGCCGAGGAGGAUUUGCGUGUGUACGUAAUGCCCAAAGAACUUCCUACAAUUGACGGAAUCGUUUCUCGUUACCAAGUAGGUGACGUACUCAACGUAACAUGUACUUCAAUUCCGUCCAAACCUGUAUCCACCCUGAAAUGGUUAGUUGAUGACCAAGAGGUAAAUCCCAAUUUCGAAACCCGCUAUCCAAUCCUACGUCAUCCGGAUGGUUUACAGAGUUCUAGAAUUCGUCUGACUUUAGUCUUAGAUCAUCGCCAUUUUCGUCGAGGAGUGAUGAAGCUGCACUGCAAAGCAUCUUUAGCGUUAAUAUAUUCUAGUAGCAGCGAAGAGCUCGUUAUAAGAGAAAGAGGAUCUAGAAAGCCUGUCCAGAAUGGUAACUAUAAAUGCUCAUCUGCCUUGAAUCUAUCGCAGUCCAACGAGAGUUACGUGUACUUGUACAGAACAGAUUUAAAUACGGAAGGAACAUACGCAUGCGAGGUAUCUACAGAAGCACCUUUAUUCAAGACUGUCAAAGCCGAGGAGGAUUUGCGUGUGUACGUAAUGCCCAAAGAACUUCCUACAAUUGACGGAAUCGUUUCUCGUUACCAAGUAGGUGACGUACUCAACGUAACAUGUACUUCAAUUCCGUCCAAACCUGUAUCCACCCUGAAAUGGUUAGUUGAUGACCAAGAGGUAAAUCCCAAUUUCGAAACCCGCUAUCCAAUCCUACGUCAUCCGGAUGGUUUACAGAGUUCUAGAAUUCGUCUGACUUUAGUCUUAGAUCAUCGCCAUUUUCGUCGAGGAGUGAUGAAGCUGCACUGCAAAGCAUCUUUAGCGUUAAUAUAUUCUAGUAGCAGCGAAGAGCUCGUUAUAAGAGAAAGAGGAUCUAGAAAGCCUGUCCAGAAUGUUAUUCCAGUCUUUGCAAGUCAAAAGAAACCGACUAUCAAAGGAGGUUUGCCGAAAUAUGAAGUUGGCGAUAGCGUCGAUAUUAACUGUACAACCAAUUACAGUAAUUUAGCCGUACUUAACUGGUACAUUAAUGAUAAUCAGGUAAAGCCAGAAUAUAUAAUGGAAUAUUCGCUUCCAGACGGUUCACCUUACGCUGUUCUAGGUUUAAGGUUUCGUGUUCAACAACUUCAUUUUCGCACAGACGAAUUACGUCUAAAAUGUACAGCUACAUUACUAAAAGUGAUUAACAUGAUCACAGAAAAGAAAAUUCUGCUCGGUUACCAACAAAUAUCGGGUCUACACGCAGACGAUACAGAAUCUGUACAAAACGGUGGAAUAUCCAGGUUAUUACAUUGCUGGACUAUGUUACUGGUUAUAAUAAAUUUUCGGUAACAUCGCUGGAGAAUUGACGACACAGUGACAAUCACCUUUAUAAUAACAUCUCCGGACAGGAGUUACCACCAACUGGGGAGUUAUUCUAGCACUGUUUAUUUCUUUGCCUCGUUAUUUUGUAAUGUAGGCAGUCUGAUAUGUAAAUAACCCAUACGAUAAAUGCAGUAAUUGUGUUUUGGAUGCCGACUUAAAACUCGACUGCGGUCAUUCUCUAUAAGAGUUCACACUGUACAGAAUCAAGCUGAGUGAACAAAAGUCGAACUGUGCCCGCAUAUGGAUACUAUAAACGAGUUUUUU
Messenger RNA from Centruroides sculpturatus (bark scorpion), 2095 nucleotides. RefSeq lists its product as uncharacterized. The record is from RefSeq and is a predicted model, not a curated record. Lineage: Eukaryota; Metazoa; Arthropoda; Arachnida; Scorpiones; Buthidae. The transcript has 11 exons. Bases 122 to 1798 code for a protein of 558 amino acids.